This is a messenger RNA of Aphanomyces invadans, 1072 nucleotides long. RefSeq lists its product as hypothetical. The record is from RefSeq and is a predicted model, not a curated record. The transcript has 3 exons. Lineage: Eukaryota; Oomycota; Saprolegniomycetes; Saprolegniales; Verrucalvaceae. The coding region runs from base 13 to 981 and encodes 322 amino acids.
GACGAGCGAACGAUGGCGACCCACCACGUCAACGACGGGUGCUGCGCCGAACACCAUGGCCUGGACGACUACGACAUCCACGGCGACGACCCAACGCUGUCGGCAUGCUGCAUGAAGGACAUGAAGGAGCAGGCCGAAUACGUCCGAGUGCACACGAUCCUCCAGGCACAUGAUGUGGCCCAACAUCGCUUGGCCCACCGGCAACAAGGCAUUCCGACUACUACUUCAACGUAUGCACCACCACCACAUCCUUCCAUUGCCAUGACUUCAACAUCGAUCGAAGCAAACCGAAGUGAUGACAGCGACCUGGAUGAGUUUGACUACUUGCUCGACGACGAAGACGCGGUCACCAAUCGACGUCGGGAAGUGGAGGCGAAGUCGAAACUGCAAGCUCAAGGCCUUGGAAUUGUUUGGGGGGACAAGGAAUUCGCUGAAUUUUACACUCGCCUGAAAGGUUAUCUUUCCGACGAUUUGGCUAAACACAAACAGAAUCGCCCGACGAUCGUGGCAUGGCGCUCCACGGACCACGACGCAACAGCAGUGUUGAAUGCUGCACUCAUUGCCUGCGCCGAGCGGUUCCUUGGCACAUGCGUGUAUGCAGUGUCGAAUGCAUGUUCAACACACGUUCAGGCUCUAUGCGGGCGCCACACCAUACAGAAGAGCAGCGAUGCAGUCGCAGUGGUGGCUCUGAAUAACCAUGGCCAGUACAUUGCGCACAAGACGAUCGCAGCUUUGGAUGACGCCACUUGGGAAUUCGACUUCGUGCCGUGGUUAACAAAUUGCAACGUCCUCCGAGAGAAGUUCGAGCCGACAACUCGUGAAGCUGUCGCUGCCGUCGCUGAUGAAGACGACAGCGAACCCGCUGUCGAGAAAGGCUAUGACUGUGGCCGCGACAAGUGUCGCCUUCGCCACGGCUAUUACCACGAGCACGUGGGCCCUUCCGAAGCGUCCAAGCGCGAGAUGUCGGAAUGGCGGCGGUGAUUGCUCCCAGCCGCCCCCGUCAUUCUGUUGAAACGUGGAAUGCAGGCCCACCGCACCGUUGCGCAGGCUGAAAAAUACACAAGAUCGAAUC